Bipolaris victoriae FI3 is the source of this 1749-nucleotide messenger RNA. RefSeq lists its product as hypothetical. The record is from RefSeq and is a predicted model, not a curated record. Gene Ontology annotation, molecular function: CoA-ligase activity. The transcript has 5 exons. Bases 1 to 1749 code for a protein of 582 amino acids. NCBI's taxonomy places the organism in Eukaryota, Fungi, Ascomycota, Dothideomycetes, Pleosporales, Pleosporaceae.
AUGGUUUUUCAUCCUCCAAAAUGGGUUCCCCAAAUGCCUUUGAUACCAGACUCGACCUCGAUUUUUGACUUCCUACUACAAGAAAAGUAUGGGCGUCAUAAGCUAUCUCAAUCUCAUCGACCGUUUGUUUGUGGGAUCUCGGGAAGAGGAUAUAAUGUACACGAAGUUAGCCAACGGACGACACUAAUCGCAAAAGGUCUCCUAAAGAGCCUUGAAUGGGAGGUAAACUCCGGAACGCAGUGGGAAAAAGUAGUGGGGAUUUUCGCUUUCAAUAGUAUUGAUACUCUUCCCGUAGCAUGGGCGGUGCAGCGUCUGAACGGCAUUGUCACUCCGGUCAAUGCCAUGAGUACCGCUGAGGAGCUCACUUCCCAACUACGCUCCGCUGGUGCAAAAGCGCUUUUCACUUGUGCUUCGCUGUUAUCUACUGCAAUAAAAGCUGCAGAUAUUGUUGGAAUCCCACGUCGGCACAUAUUUUUGCUAGAGGUAGCAACUGACCAACGAAAUAAUGGUUCAUGCUACUUCAAAACAGCGUCGAGAUUGGCUGCCGAAGGUCAGAGCCUUCCUCCACUACAGCCCAUCACGUGGUCACCCGGCCAAGCAAAAUCGCAAGUAGCGUUCCUUUGCUACUCGAGCGGCACAUCUGGAACGCCCAAAGGCGUUCUCAUUUCUCACUAUAAUGUAAUUUCCAAUAUUAUCCAGAUGCACGCCACGGAGCGUAGUAUACGAAAGGAAAGGCUACAUUCAGCACACAAGACAGAGUUGGAUAUCGGCAUUUGCGUUCUACCGCUGAGUCACAUCUAUGCGUUGGUUGCAAUCGCGCAUACUAGCCUCUAUCGAGGUGAUCAAUGUGUCAUAAUGCCAAAAUACGAAAUCAACGGCUUUUUGCAAGCUAUUGAAAUGUUCAGAGUUAGCAUACUUUAUUUGGUUCCUCCCAUCAUUCUCAAUCUCCUGCAAUCUCCUGCACUGGUCAGUAAGUAUGACGUCAGUACGAUAUCUGCCGUCUUCACAGCUGCAGCGCCCUUAGGUAAAGAGAUGGCGCUGGCGCUGGAGCAGGCUUUCCCACAGUGGAAGAUUCGUCAGGCUUACGGUCUUACGGAGUCAUGUGUUGUUGCAACCAAUAGUGUUGAGAACGACAUUUCGCCUGGCUCGUCUGGAUCUUUAAUCAGUGGAUACGAAGCGAAACUACUUACUCCUGAUGGAACCGAAAUAACAACUCUAGAUACACCUGGAGAACUCUAUCUGCGCUCCCCUUCUAUUACUUCUCUUGGAUAUUUCCAGAACAAUCAAGCUAGUAAGGAAACAUUUCUCGCAGAUGGAUGGCUGAGAACUGGGGAUGAGGCAAUGUUCAGGCUUAGUGAGCAAGGCAAGAAUGAACACUUAUGGAUCACUGAUCGUUUGAAGGAGUUGAUCAAGGUUAAUGGUUUUCAAGUAGCACCUUCCGAGAUAGAGUCUCACCUUUUAGCACAUAUUGCAGUUGCAGAUGUGUGCGUUAUACCUGUUCCAGAUCUGCGGACUGGAGAGGCACCCAAAGCCUAUGUAGUGAAAGCAGGAGAUUGCCGGGGGAUAGAUGAUGUAAGCCUCGGGGAGAUACUUAAAUUACAUGUUCAAGAAGAGAAGGCUCGGUAUAAGUGGUUGAAAGAUAUAGCGUUUGUUGACAAAAUCCCAAAGAGUGGAACAGGGAAAAUCCUCAGAAAUGUGGUUAAAGAAUGGGAGAAAGGCUUGCGUAGGCAUGAAGGGCCAAGGCUAUAA